Entrophospora sp. SA101 is the source of this 2976-nucleotide messenger RNA. NCBI's taxonomy places the organism in Eukaryota, Fungi, Glomeromycota, Glomeromycetes, Entrophosporales, Entrophosporaceae. The record is from the annotation of a GenBank genome assembly.
AUGCAAAGUAAAAUUUUGAUUCGAGAAAAUCCUAGAUCUCUAGUUUUUAUACAAUCCAAAACUUCAGAAAAUUAUCUUUCUUCAGAUAACAUUGCAUUAUUAUUUGAGCCGAUACCAGGAAAUUAUAAUGUCAACGUACCAAAAUGCAAAGUUCAAUUAAUAUCUAAUUUAGAAUUUGAUUUACAUCAGUAUCGACUUUUUAACACAAAGCCUAUGUAUGGCUGUCUUGGCCUGAUAGAAGUUGAAAAAGGAGUUGUGACAGACUGCAAACAUAUUGGCCGAAUACGGCCAGGCGAAUCUGUUCAUCGUAUUAUAGAUGUAGAGUUUUAUUCCUUAACAAAUAAUUCAUGGGACUAUUCUUCGACAACAUAUAGUAAUUCAAGUCGAUUACAUGAUGAAGAUAAUUCAUCUUCUGUUUCUGUUCAUCCAUGCAAUCAAUUAAGAAAAUUACUUUCGAAUGGCCAUUUUUAUUUUUCAUCGAAUUUUGAUUUGACGAGGACUUUGACAGUGAGAGCAAGUAUGUCUAAAGCUGAUAAAUACUCGUAUGAUAGCCAUUUUCUAUGGAAUAAAUUUAUGAUAAAAGAAUUGUUAAAUUAUCGCUCUAAACUUAAUGUGACUGUUGGUACAAGCAAUGCUUCUUUGUCUGUUAUUUCCAAAUUAAGCUGUAAGAGAGCUGGAACUAGAUAUAACACUCGUGGAAUUGAUGAUGAUGGAAAUGUUGCGAAUUUCGUAGAGGGAAUUCAAGUCAUGAGUCAUAAGAUCCAAAUAUCACGUGGACCAGCAGCAACGUUACCAGCAGUUGAACGACAUUUUAAUGAGUUGCAAAGUAGAUAUGGUGAAGUUUAUAUACUUAACCUACUUAGUCAACUCAAAGAUGGCGAAUUUCUAUUAUGUAAUGAAUAUCAGGAUCGAACAAAUGAUUUAAAUAAACACGGAUACAUUUAUCAAUUUUUUUCUUUUGACUUUCAUGCCAUUUGUGGGAAUUCAAAUUAUGAGAAUUUGUCAAUACUAAUUCGAGAUAUUGGAAAAAAUUUGGAAUCGACUGGUUUUUUUUUGUUGGAUAUAGAAACAAGCUCACCAAUAUUUUAUCAAAAAGGUGUUUUUCGAACUAACUGUGUGGAUUGUUUGGAUAGAACAAAUAUUGUACAAACAGUUAUAUCAAAAACUGUAUUAAGCACGUAUCUCCAUGAGAUAGAAUGUGUCACUCAUAGCCUAGAAUCGUUGAAUUCUAGACAUUCACAUUUAUGGGCAGAAAAUGGCGAUAGUCUGUCAAAGAUUUAUGCUGGCACGGGUGCAUUGAAAUCUGAAUAUACACGUAGCGGGAAACUCACUUGGUCGGGCGUUAUUGGAGACGCUACGAAAACGGUCAAUCGCUUUUAUAUAAAUAAUUUUCAGGAUAAAUUUAAACAAGAAGCCAUAGAUUUAUUACUCGGCAAACAAUUAAAUCAAAAUCAAAUUAUGAUUUAUGAUCCUGUAAACGAAUUGGUUCUUGAAGACAUUCAAAAAAGGUUAAAUGAUUUUUCAACAAAAACAACAAUAAAUGUUUUUGUUGGAACAUAUAAUCUUAAUGGUGUUUCACCUUUGGGUGAAUCUCUUACACCCUGGCUCUUUGCUUUUGAUGAUUAUGAGCAAGAUCCACAUCUGUAUGUAAUUGGGUUUCAAGAAAUCGUAGAGUUAAAACCUCAACAGAUCGUUUCUACAGAUCCAGAAAAAUUCCGUAUCUGGGAGCGUGAAAUAAGUAGAACACUCAAUGGUCGUCACGGAAAUCAUUCCAAUUAUGUGAUUUUGCGUUCAGAUCAAUUGGUUGGUACUGCAUUAGUUAUUUAUGCAAGAGCUGAUGUGGUUUCCAAUAUAAGGAAUGUUGAAUGUGUCAUGAAAAAGGGCGCUGUGGCCAUUAGCUUUAAUUAUUUUGAUACAAGCCUUUGUUUUGUAACAGCGCAUUUUGCAUCUGAAAGAAAUAAAGAAUAUCAAGCUAUUCAUGAUGGUUUAACUUUUAGAAAUGGUCGACGACUUGAACAUUUUGAAUAUGUGGUUUGGUUGGGUGAUUUUAAUUAUCGGAUAUCUUUAACAAAUGAACAGGUUCGAGCUUUCCUAGAAGAUGAAAAUCUUGAUGCAUUAUUAAAUGCUGAACAGUUGACCAAACAAAUUGAACGGGGGCAAGCUUUUACUGAUUAUAUUGAAAAUCCUAUUACAUUUUUCCCAACAUAUAAAUAUGAUAUUGGAACAGAUAUGUAUGAUACAAGUGAAAAAGCAAGGGUUCCAGCAUGGACAGGUAGGUUCAAAAGAGCAGCCAAAGAAAAAGUUCAUAGAGAAAUAUAUUUAGAAAAGCUACAAAUUGUGUCUCAAGACAAUAAUAAAUUUUCUUAUUAUUCAAAUGUCACUGAAAUAGAACAAAAUGGAAAACAACAUUGGGAUAAAUUGGCAAAAUCGAUAAGAAAAGUUAAUGACACACCAUUAACUACUGAUGAUGAAAUCAUAGCAAAAUUAGCAAAGUCAAGAGAAACCGAGAAUCAAAAUGCACCUGUUGGUAUAUUGAUUGAUUUUGAAGACGAAGUGCCCCCGCCAAGUUCAGAACAUCAUCAGUGGUGGACUGUCCCAAUCGUUGGAACACACACAACAGCUUUAUCACCAGUUAAAAUUGAUAAAAGUACAAUUAAUCACGAUUUUCGGAAGUAUUCAAAUAAUCCAUUUUAUGACACAUUGGUAAACCCAAUGAUGACAGACUUUUCUGAACAACCACUUGUAUCUUUACCAUCUACAAAAUCAACAAUUCAAGAAUUUAACAAGCCAAAAAAAAAAAUAAACCCAUUUUUUGAGAUUGAUUAUGAACUUGACGAUGAUAAAACCAAUAAUAAUGAUCAAUUAAUCGAUAUUCCGUUUGAUUCAUCGGAACAAUCAAAACCGGAAGUCAAUUCACACAAUGAUUGGAUUCCAUUAAUUCCAACUAAAAUCAAUCGUGGUGAUGAUAGUAAUUAA